Gopherus flavomarginatus (Mexican gopher tortoise) is the source of this 3969-nucleotide messenger RNA. It is a transcript of the gene DENND1B, whose product is annotated as DENN domain containing 1B. The record is from RefSeq and is a predicted model, not a curated record. The transcript is spliced from 23 exons. NCBI's taxonomy places the organism in Eukaryota, Metazoa, Chordata, Testudines, Testudinidae. Gene Ontology annotation, molecular function: phosphatidylinositol phosphate binding; guanyl-nucleotide exchange factor activity. Gene Ontology annotation, biological process: endocytic recycling; endocytosis. Gene Ontology annotation, cellular component: intracellular membrane-bounded organelle; nuclear speck; cytosol. The coding region runs from base 371 to 2752 and encodes 793 amino acids.
ACCCCGCGUGUGUCCCCGCAGAGGUCAGUUCAGGCCCGUCUCCCGCGGCAGGGCCACCCCCACAGCCACCCCUGGCCCGGCGCAGGUGACACUGACACCGGCGGCUGCUCCGGCCACCGCCGAGCUUCCUGCUUCCCAGAAGGUGUCGGCGUCGCGGCAACAGGAACUGAGGCUGGGAGGAGGCGGUGCCGCCGCUCCCCGCCGCGCUCACGGCCCGAGCCGGGGGAGCGGAGCAGCCACGGGCCACCGCCAGCAGCCGCUGUAACCUCCCCGUCCCCCGGGGCAGGCGCGUCCCUCCUUCCCCUGCCGGCCGGGCGAGGUGUUUCCCCGCGGGGGCGCGGACCGGCCGCCCGGGGCCCGAGAUGUGACCAUGGACAGCAGGAUCAAGCAAAAUCCAGAAAGUACAUUUGAUUUGGUACUCAAGGUAAAAUGCCAGGCUUCUGAAAAUGAAGAUCCGGUGGUACUGUGGAAGUUCCCGGAGGACUUCGGAGACCAGGAGAUGCUGCAGAGUGUGCCGAAGUUCUGCUUUCCCUUUGACGUUGAAAGGGUGUCCCAAAAUCAAGUAGGACAGCACUUUACCUUUGUGCUUACAGACAUUGAAAGCAAACAAAAGUUUGGAUUUUGCCGGUUAACAUCAGGAGGCAAAGUCUGCCUCUGUAUUGUAAGUUACCUGCCAUGGUUUGAGGUAUACUACAAAUUGUUAAAUACUCUGGCAGAUUAUUUGGCUAAAGAACAGGAAAAUGACUUGAAUGAUAUGUUAAAAUCACUGUAUAGCCACCCUGUGCCAAAGGCAAACACUCCUGUCAGUUUAAACGUGAAUCAAGAGAUGUUUUUUGCAAGUGAGCAAGUUCUGAAAAAUCAGCCGUACCUAGUAUCGCAUUCGUACUUCAUUACUCCUGAUCUAACUGGAUUGCCAACAAUCCCAGAAAGUAGAAAUCUUACAGAAUAUUUUGUUGCUGUGGAUGUGAACAACAUGAUGCAACUUUAUGCCAGUAUGUUGCAUGAGAGACGAAUCAUUAUUAUCUCUAGCAAACUAAGCACUUUAACUGCUUGUGUUCAUGGAUCAGCUGCAUUGUUAUAUCCAAUGUAUUGGCAACACAUAUACAUCCCAGUGCUUCCUCCACACCUUCUGGACUACUGCUGUGCACCGAUGCCCUAUCUAAUUGGAGUUCACUUAAGCUUAAUUGAAAGAGUAAAAAAUAGAUCACUGGAGGAUGUGGUUAUGCUAAAUGUUGACACAAACACUCUAGAAAACCCAUUUAGUGACCUGAACAACCUACCUAGUGAAGUGGUCUCAGCCUUGAAAAAUAAACUGAAGAAGCAGUCUACAGCUACGGGCGAUGGAGUAGCUAGGGCCUUCCUUAGGACACAGGCAGCAUUGUUUGGAUCCUACAGAGAUGCACUAAGAUACAAACCUGGAGAGCCUAUUACUUUCUGUGAGGACAGUUUUGUGAAGCAUCGUUCCAGUGCUACCAAACAGUUCCUGGAAACUGCAGUGAAUCUUCAGCUUUUUAAACAGUUUAUUGAUGGUCGACUAGCAAAGCUAAAUGCAGGAAGAGGGUUCUCAGAUGCUUUUGAAGAAGAGAUCACUUCUGGAGGCUUCUGUGGAGGAAAUUCAAAAUCUUACCAGCAGUGGGUGCAUACAGUAAAGAAAGGAGGUGCACUAAUCAACACAGCCAUGACCAAAGCCAGCCCUGCUGUGAAGACAGCAUACAAAUUUGCAAAAAGUCAUGCAAAGCAGGGAAUAAAAGAAGUGAGGAGUAAGUUAAAACACAAGGAGAGUGAUGAAGAAUAUGGAACUUGUAGCUCUGGUGUACUACAGUGUGCACCAGUGUACACAUUACACAAUCAGAAAAGAGGAAAUUCAGAAAAACGAAGACUUGCCCAGACACGUUUCAACCAACAUCUUCCCAAUGUCAGCAAUCAUGAUUCUGCCCUGGAUGACGAUGAUGAUGAUGAAAUGGACAGAACAAGCAAGUUAUCGUCUGAAGACAGCGAGGAAGCUUCCACUUAUUUUUAUGAUAGUGACGAUUCUGGUGAAACAGGAGUAAAGUCUUAUCACACAGGAGAAAUGGACUUGCUGGGAGAGAUUUUGGACACGCUGAGCACACACAGUUCAGAUCAAGGAAAGCUCUCAGGAGCAAAGAGCCUGGAUUUCUUUAGAUCAACGGAUGAUAUUGAUUAUAAGGCUAUGAACAAGUCUAGUGCACCUAGUGAGAGCAACCUCGCUCUGCUCUGUAGUGGUACUAAUGAUCCAGUGGAGUGGAAUCUUGGUCAGGAUGAUAGUGUUCUCCAUGGGAAACAGCUCCCUCCAUCGCCAAGGAAGCAAGUUGAUUUUAGUGACCAGAUGGAAUCUGUCUCUGUGCUGCAGGAGGAAAAUAGUGACAAAAUCCUUAGUGCUGACCAUGUGGAUUUCCCUAAAGAUUUUGUAAAGUCAUCUUCUCCAACACGAUCAGUUGCACAACUCGCUUCUCUGGAAUUUUCCCAAGUAGAUGACUCCUUCCAUAGGAAGAUAAAACCGAAUGAAACACUAAGCAAUAUCUCAGAGGAUCAGCUCCCAGUGAACCUCUGUCAACAUCCAUCCAUUCAAAUUCCUUGGCAAAAAGAAGGGGAUGAAGGAAAGGAAACCCUAGAAGAAAGCGGGCUUCUUCGUGAAGUUGUGUCAUUAUGUAAAAUGACCUCUGCUUUCCACCACAGUUUAAACAUUUCAGAGGAUCAUUACUCCAGUAAUAGCAGUGGAAAUAAAGCAUAAGGGAACUUUGAGAAGAGAAACUACUUCCAUGAGAGGUUAGAGAGAGAUUACUCAGGAGUCCACGUAAUACAUGAUAACCAAAAGAUCACAAAGGAAUAAUUACUUUUACAUUUUAAAAUACUUCUGUUUGUUUAGUACAUGGAUUUAGACAUCUGCUUAUAUGUUUCUCAGUUAAUUCAUUGGCUGUGUUGAAGUCCACAAGAUGGAACUAAAUAUACUAAUGCACUCUUAAAUCAGGUACUAGUUUGUAUGUAUGUGAAAUAUACAACUGGUGCAUGGUGCUUACUAAUGUUCCUUUGUGCAUAUAUCCAGAUACUGAAGGUACUGUAUUGAUCCUGUUGGGCAUGAAAUGAACAAAACAGUUUAAAUUUUUCAGAAAAUUACAAAUAUCGAUGUUUGUAAUGAUUUAAUUGCCUUAAUCAUUUGGGAAAAGGUUUAAAUAUCUUACAAGAUGACUUGCAAACAUUCAGAAGAGCAAUAAUGAUUUUCCGUGGCAGGUAUCUGCUUAAGCAAAGGGGAAAAAGACCUUUUCUAAACUAAAGGAUCUCUUGUCAAUAAUAGGGAGCUUGUUAUAAACAGAAACUGGCCAUGUCUUCCAGACCUUGAAAAGAUGGUGCAUUCUUUUCUCUUAUGAAGUGCUGAAUUAUAAUGUGAAGUUACUUAACUUCUGUUUACAACUAAGGCACUUUAAAGACAUAUUAUCCAGUGUCUCAAUGUAGAUGUUUUCAUCUAGGAAUUUUCAGAAAGGAAAGUGUAAGUGAAAUUGAUAGAUUUUAUUGCUGUUUUUUAAAUUUCUACAAUUUAAUAAUUCUGUACUAAAAUUAAUUUGUGCCACUGCUGAACAUGACCAUUUGAUUUUUACAAGCCCCCUUUAAAAGAAACAUUAAAUUAUUGCUUUUCUUCUUAGGAGUUUUGUUUAAUUGAGCUGUGCAGUAUUUUAAAGAGAAGUGAAUGAAGAUUACUUAUAACACUAGACAUCAAAUUGGUUCAGCUAUUAAGAAUGCAAAUUACAAGGAAGGGAAUUAAAUGGAUGCUGCAUGUACUAUAUUUAGGCAUAAAUGUUUAUCCCCCUUCGAGCAUGUAGCAUUCCUAAAGGAUAUUUCUGUAUUUAAAAUUCAAAUAGUAGAUUCCUCCCUGAGUGGAGCACAUCUCUUCAUUGUCCUUGUCUACCCCUCUUUGUCCCCACCCUCUGUGGAUCAGAAUGAGUACUUUCUGGG